This is a messenger RNA of Glossina fuscipes, 3641 nucleotides long. Its product is annotated as elongation factor Tu-like. The transcript is spliced from 4 exons. Gene Ontology annotation, molecular function: GTP binding; translation elongation factor activity; GTPase activity. Gene Ontology annotation, cellular component: mitochondrion; nucleus. NCBI's taxonomy places the organism in Eukaryota, Metazoa, Arthropoda, Insecta, Diptera, Glossinidae. The record is from RefSeq and is a predicted model, not a curated record. Gene Ontology annotation, biological process: regulation of DNA-templated transcription; mitochondrial translational elongation. Bases 289 to 3165 code for a protein of 958 amino acids.
GAAAUUAUUUUCAAAAUAUAAUUAAGAAGAAAGUUAAAAAAUUUAUAAAUAAUAGUGUGUAAGUGAAAAGAGAAUAGAAUCUAGAAUAGAAUAAUGAGAAUAAGGAAAAACGCGCUUUUUUUAUAAGUGUAAUGGACAUAACUAAAGCAACUUUCGCAUAGUGUAUGGUGUUUACUUAUUUACCGAGGAUUUGCCAUAAACAGAUAUUCAACCAGGAUUUUUGGAAAAAUAUCAUCCAAAGUAGUUUAUCACGGACUUAUCUUUAAAACAGCAGAUAUCAGCGGAAGCAUGGAUCCUUUGCAUGAAGCAACCUCUUUAUCCGAAAUAAGUUUUGAUGAGUUAUUGGAUGCAACGCCGAUUAAGAAAAAUGGCGAAUCACUGACUGAAGGCGAUCCUUUAGAAUUGCAUGAACAAAUAAAAACGAAAACCGAUAAUAGCGUUAAUGCCUUGGUACCUAAAAAGCCGCCUUUACCAAAAACGAUUAUAGCAGCAGGCGCUUCAGGUAUGCCUCGCGAAGGUGUCGCGAGCGUUUCGCAGUCAGGUCCUGUCGUUUUAAACAGUAGAAAUAUAUUACCGAAAAUGUCUAUACCGUUGGUAAAUAACAUUAUAAAAGUGACUCCCAAGAAUACUGUAUUAAUUAGCACCAAUCAUACCAAUACCAGUAACUCUGUAAUAGCGACUGCCGCGAAUAUGGGGCAAGUGAAGACCGCUUAUAAGGCUAGUGGACAAAAAAUUUUUAUACAAAAAGCCAGUACUGGCACUACUGGCACCUUAACCGGUGUAAAGCUGCAGUCAUCCGGAAGCAGCAAUCCAAUGCUGUUAAAAACUAUAACGUCCCCAGUCACGAGUACUGCGAAAACGGUCGGCAAUGUCAAUAAGACUGUAUUGCAAAUGAUUCGAACCCCUAAUGGCAAAUUCGUACACGUUAGACCUACUAUCCCCGGCAAAAAUUCUACAAUGACCUUGUCUCCUGCCACUUUAGCCGGAAAAAGGAUUAUCUCCGCACAAGGAAAAGUACUAAUAAAAACUCCUGUGAAGGCAUUGACACCUUUGUCUUCAGCAGAAACUAUUACCACUACUCCUAGUAACAUAAAUGUUUUGCCGGUUUCCAGAACGCUACUGAAAAGUUCAACUGGGGAGAAUAUCGCGAGCAAUUCUAAAACGAUUGUAGUGCAAAGUCCUGGUGGGAAACAAAUUAUUGUAUCCAAUCAAAAUUUAAUUAAAUUUUCUCCUAAAUCCCAAAGCAUAACCACAACAGCGGGCAGCGUUAGCACGACAUCCGCUAAUAGCAGUCCAAAAGUCAGUGGCCAUGCUAUACAAAUACCAGGACAAACGGGACUUCAAUAUGUUCGCGUUGUUUCCGAUACGAAAUUGGUUCCAAAAUCUACACAAUCUACGAAAACAGCUUCAACAACUACAACAAAUACAAUAUUCGCUGCAGCUACUGCGGUUAAUACAAAGGUUGACACCACCAGCAGUGUGGGACCGAUACAGAAAGCAAAGAUUUUAAAUUCUGUGCCGCAGCAUUUUAAGGUGCAACGUGCAGCCUAUAAUAAGCUCGUGGUCACGCAACCAAUUGUGAAAACAAAUACUACAACCAGUACAUUUUCACCUGUAGCCUCCAAAGUUCAGAAAACCAUUGUUACUGCGCCGACUUUGAGGCCAAUAAGCAGCGACAAAAUCAAAACCGUAACGCUGAUCAGAAAUGGGUCGUCAACACUUCCGACCCAGGCGGCUCUAACAGGAAAACAUAAAAUUUCCGAAAGUAUAGAACCAGAGCUUGCAGAUAAUUCGUCUGGUGCACCGGAGAACAAGAAGCCUGCAAUAUCCAAGAGACUAAUUUUAAUCCCUAACAGUAUGCAGAGGGCUUUAAAUAACGGUGUGCAAAUACAGGGUCGUGUAAAUGCACAAAUGGUAUUGGUCACUAAGGACACAACGAAAAGCAGCACGACUACUCCUGUUGUUUCUUCUGGUGUCAAUAUCAGCGCCACCAACAAUACAAAAAAUUUGUACAGUGUUCUAAAGCCUCAAACAACGCAAUCACAGCAAUUGUACAGUGUUUUGAAAAGUAAUAACACAGACAACACAACAGCAACGACGACAGCAAUAUCAUUAAGUUCUAUAAGUAAACCUAUUAUAUUCAACGCUCAGCAGCACCAGAAAUUGCAGGAAUUGAGAACACCGGCUACUCCCUCGCACAGUAGCGGGAAUAGUCCGACGGUCAACCCUUCAGAUUCUACAUUUCUAGCAGUGAAAAUCAAAGAAGAGCCCUUGGAUUCAACGGUCGCGAAAUCAAAACUUAAUAUCAAACCAUUGCCGGCAAAUUCUACUCCACCAUUAUUGGAAGACACUAAAAGUAAAGAGGAAAUGUUAGUUGGAGGUAUACGUCGCAAACAUUGUAAUUGCAGUAAAUCGCAAUGCCUAAAACUAUAUUGCGAUUGCUUUGCAAAUGGAGAAUUCUGUAUAAACUGUACUUGCAAAGACUGUUACAAUAAUCUGGAACACGAAGACGAGCGCCAGCAUGCGAUUAAAAAUUGUUUAGGCAGAAAUCCAAGCGCUUUUAAACCGAAAAUUAUAGCUGGUCGAGAUCAAAGUGAUAUGCGCUUACAUAAUAAAGGUUGCAACUGCAAACGUUCAGGUUGCCUGAAAAAUUAUUGCGAAUGCUAUGAAGCAAAAAUACCCUGCAGCUCUAAUUGCAAAUGCUAUGGAUGUCGGAACGUUGAAGAUCGACCGGACUUGGAUAUGGAUCCAAUAGAUCCAAAGAUCAUGGUAACAAUAGCAAAUGCAACGAAUCAAAUGUCAACAAAUGGCUCAAUGCCAGCGCAAAAACGUACCUACGAAAGGGUUAAUUUAAACAAUGUGGUGUCGGUUAAAACUGAGAGGAUAAUAAAGGAAAUCUGGAAAACUAAUUUAAACGGCGCUGAACUAUUGGCUGUAUCCAACAACACGUCGCCGUCAUUGGAAAAGCAACAAUGCAAUUUCAUCACUCAAGAAGUUAUUGACGCUACCAUACAAUGCAUGGUUACGCAGGCGGAUGAAUGUGAAAAGAAUGGCUUGCCGGCGUACAAAACGGAAAAAAUGGUUAUGGAAGAACUUGGCCGAUGUCUAGUUGAAAUUAUAGAUUUCUCCAUACGUAAUACUGACAAUGCUUUCGCCCAAGAUUGAAAUUUAACAAUCUUCUCUUAAUCUCUUAAUUUUAAUUGAAUAAUGAAGAAAUAUUUUUACAUUGAUUGCAAAGAGGAAAAGAUAAAGUGUACAUAAAAGUGAAAUUCCCUGCAAGGAUUAUUGUAAAACUUGAUGUUUGAUAUACUAAAUCUUUCGAACAUGAUUAUGUUUCGUAUUCUUAUCGCCAUGUAUUGUAGCGUAAAGCAGCAGGAAAACUGUUGGCACUGCAACAAUAUCCGUGCUACAAAUAUAUGUACAUACAUUUUCAAAAAUAAUUUCGAGUGCGUCGCGGUCAUCUGGAUUUAAUUUUUGAUGCAAAUUUAUUCGCCCUAUUCGCUGAAAGGGCAUUGAAAUUCAAAAAAUAUUCUUGAAAAAGAAUGGCAACUCUGGUGGGGGUUUUUUCGUUUAGGUUAUUGGCUAGGACGGUGUUAACAAAUUUCAUAAAGUGGUUUUUUUGGAGAAAGUAUGUUGUGAUU